This is a messenger RNA of Nicotiana tabacum (common tobacco), 788 nucleotides long. RefSeq names its product 18.2 kDa class I heat shock protein. The record is from RefSeq and is a predicted model, not a curated record. Lineage: Eukaryota; Viridiplantae; Streptophyta; Magnoliopsida; Solanales; Solanaceae.
ACGAAACCUUCUAAAUCAAACACAACAAUCAAAAUCACAAUUUCAAGUCUGUUAAUUUUCCAAAAUCCCAUUUGGAAAGAAAAAAAAAAGAUGGCUAUGAUUCCAAGUUUCUUUGGUGGUAGAAGGAGCAAUAUUUUCGACCCGUUUUCACUUGAUAUAUUUGAUCCGUUUGAGGGCUUUCCAUUUUCAGGCACUGUUGCUAACGUUCCAUCUUCUGCUCGUGAAACUUCUGCUUUUGCAAAUGCAAGAAUUGAUUGGAAAGAAACCCCAGAUUCCCAUAUCUUCAAAAUGGAUGUUCCAGGGAUUAAGAAAGAGGAAGUGAAAGUUGAAGUAGAAGAAGGAAGAGUAUUACAGAUAAGUGGAGAAAGGAGCAGAGAGCAAGAGGAGAAGAACGACACGUGGCAUCGUAUGGAAAGAAGCAGUGGCAAGUUUAUGAGAAGGUUUAGGCUGCCAGAAAAUGCGAAAAUGGAGGAAAUUAAAGCUGCUAUGGAAAAUGGAGUACUCACUGUAACUGUACCAAAAGAAGAAGAGAAGAAAUCUGAAGUGAAAGCUAUUGACAUCUCUGGUUAAAAAAUAUUAUAGAGUUUUAGUUCUUUUGUGAUGUUAUGUGUGUAUGGUGAAUAAUUUUGAAGUGUUUUGUAUGUGAUCUUUGUUUUCUAUGUUUUGGAUGUGUUGGAUAUUUUGGGAGUCUUAAGUUUCUAAUGUGAAUUAGGUCUGUGUAUUAUUAUAUCUUCAAAGUUGUGGGUAUCUAAUCAACAGUUGUAAUAAAGAGAAUCCUGUUCUUGUCA